This is a messenger RNA of Strongylus vulgaris, 614 nucleotides long. The record is from the annotation of a GenBank genome assembly. NCBI's taxonomy places the organism in Eukaryota, Metazoa, Nematoda, Chromadorea, Rhabditida, Strongylidae.
UAUCCCGAUGUCACAUUUAUAUGGAAAUAUGAAAAACCGAACGACGCAGCAUUCUCAGAAGGCGUUAAAAAUCUCAUUCUAUCCAGCUGGACUCCUCAGAGUGAUCUGCUUGCUGAUGAUCGCUUGACCCUAUUCAUUACCCAUGGUGGUGCGGGUAGUAUGAUGGAGAGCGCCACUUCUGCCAAACCGCUGAUUGUUGUGCCUCUUUUUGGUGAUCAGACGAGAAAUGCUAAACUCAUCACAAAGUUUGGUUUUGGCAUUCAUUUGAACAAAGCGUCUUUGGUUGACAGCAAUGUGCUGCGAAAUGCGAUUGAAGAAAUUUUCAACAAUACAAAGUAUAAGAAAGCAGCUGAUCGGAUUCGUGAUAUCUUGGCAAAACGUCCAUUUACACCUGAAGAGAAACUAAUAAAAACAAUAGACUUAGCCAUUACUUUCGGGCAAAUACCUGAGCUGUUAGUAUCGGGACGAAAUCUUAGUACAUUUGUGUAUCAUAACAUAGAUAUUUUCAUAAUUUUCACUGCUGUUUGCUCACUUAUCUUGUUUUCACUUAUAUAUUGCCUUAGAAGACUCAUCAGGGUUACACCUCUAGAUAUCAAGCUUAAAAAUCAAUAAUA